AUGCAGAUUGUGUGCCAUCAGGUCCCGGUGCUGGCGGGUAGCGCCACAUUGGCCACCAUGGGGACUUUGAUCCUGUGUCUUAGGAAACCCGCCAAUUAUGGGAAACACAGCAAGAGUGUGUCUUCGAGAGUUCCCCUCCUGCCCGCACGCAUAGCCUGGUUCCUGCAGGAGCUGCCUUCCUUUGUGGUGUCUGUAGGGAUGCUCGCUUGGCAGCCGCGCUCCCUCUUCGGACCGCCCGGGAAUGUGCUGCUGGGUCUCUUCUCCGCACAUUACUUCCACAGGACAUUUAUUUAUGCCUUGCUCACCAGAGGAAGGCCUUUAUCAGCGGUGAUCUUUCUGAGAGCCACUGCCUUCUGCAUAGGGAACGGACUCCUUCAAGCCUACUACCUGGUUUAUUGCGCAGAAUACCCGGAGGAGUGGUACACAGACGUGCGGUUUAGCUUCGGUGUCUUCCUGUUUAUUUUGGGAAUGGGAAUCAACGUCCACAGCGACUAUAUGCUGCGCCAGCUCAGGAAGCCGGGAGAAGUCAUCUACAGGAUCCCACAAGGUGGUUUGUUUACGUAUGUUUCUGGAGCCAAUUUCCUGGGAGAGAUUAUUGAAUGGAUGGGCUACGCCUUGGCCACUUGGUCCAUUCCGGCUUUUGCUUUUGCAUUUUUCACACUUUGUUUCCUGGGGAAGCAAGCUUUUUACCACCACAGGUUCUACCUCAAGAUGUUUAAGGAUUACCCCAAAUCUAGGAAAGCCCUUAUUCCAUUCAUCUUUUAAAGAACCCCAAUUUUAAGGAACCACAUUUCUAUGGAGAACCUGCUCAACUGCUGAAACUCUUAACUGUAAACUAUAACUGAACAGUGUCUUGCUCGAGUGUGUGACGAUGUAUGUAUUAAUAUGUCUCCUGCUGCUCCAGUUGCCUGAGACAUGCAGAGUCAUGCCUGCUCAGCCUAUACUCCUGUCUGUCCAGAGAGCUUAACCUAAUUUCUCUUUGGAGCAUCACAGGGGCCAUUUUACUCUUAGCUAUCCCAUCUAGAAGCUUCCCGAUUCUCUGUUUUUUUCCCCAAUGUAUGAUCUGAAGAUGUGAUGUUCUUAUUCUGUGUUACUUUUGGGAAGUUCUGUGGUCAAAACCCUUUGGGCUGACAAAAAAUGAAAAAUGAAAUUAUAACAUUUGUAGGGAAGUGGGCAGAACUGGAAAUUAUUAUAUAAAGCAACCUAACCCUGACUCAGAAAGAUAAAUAUUGCACGUUUCCUUUCAUAUGCAGGUUCUAGGUUUUAAUAUUGUAUAUAUUAUAUGUACAUGUUCAUAUGUGUGUGUUGAGGGUCAUAUAGUUCAUUGAUUUAGAAAGGAGAUCAUGAGAAGGGAAAAGAGUUCUUGUGGGGAAGAAAAAAGAGGACAAUAAAAUUUGCAUGGCAUGAAAGCAGAGAGAGGCUACUGCAGGAGGAAGGGGAGCAGCAGGGGAAAUGUAGGAGAGCAGGGGAAGUAAAGUAUGCAUGAAAACACCAUGGUGAAACCAAUUACUUCGUCUGUUUGUUUUAAAAAUCUAACCAACCAACCAACCAGCCAUCCAUCUAGCCAACCCAGCCAACCAACCAUCCAUCCAUCCAUCCAUCCAUCCAUCAAUCCAUCCAACUAGCCAAUCAACUAAUUAACCAACUAAUCAACCACCUAGUCAGCCAACAAGCCAACAAGCUAACCAACCAAUCAACCAACCAACCAACCAACCAACCAACCAACCAACCAACCAACCAAAGCCAAUGAACCAGCCAGCCAAAAAUGAAUGUCUGGGCUGAGGGUGGUGUUUAAAGAAAUAAUCAAAAGCAUACCUUUGUGUGCCCACAGAGUGGCAAAGAUUUACAUGUUUAAGUGCCAUAGACCCAGAGUGUGCCUAAAUGAAAGCCUGGCCCAGCUUCCUCUGCAUUGGUUAAUUAGGAAGAUAAAAAAAAAGGAGAGCUUUAAUAAUGGAAUUCCCUUUUUGGACCCAAGUCCAAAUGUACACAGUGUCUUAGUCAGUGAUCACCAGAUAUUCUGGGAGGUUUCACAAUUAGAGCUACCAUAGCUUCAUCUACAUCACUGCUGUGGAUUUUCUUGAUUGCCAGGUUUUACUGAACACAAAGAAAAAGAUACAGUCAUGAGUGGCUCCUGAGAGAAAAAAAGAAUUGUGUUGCAACUGACAGUGUAAACUCCCAUCAGGAGCACUUCUAAGUAUGAGAAAUUCAUGUGUAAGACAGUAGACUGUUCAAAUUGAAGAGAUGUUUGCGACAAUGCGAGGGUAUCAGAAUCUCUGAGCAAGUUUCUUCUGGAAUUUCUUCCUGAUGAUCCUUGAGACAUAGCUUAGAAGAUGCAUCCCAGUAACAGCUUCAACAUCAGCCCUCAGGUCCCAAUGGCAGAUGUGAGAUCUGCCCCAUUCUCAUCUUUCAUUCAAUUCAGACAGGAUGUCACAGUUAGUUUUAUUAUAUUUUAUCUUGCAUUUCAAGCUUCAAAUUGUAAAAAUUAGGAGGUUUCUACAUAAACUGAAACCCUGGUGUUCUUUUAAAAUGGUGACUCUCCAUCUUCCUAACACUGUGCUCCUCAAGUUGUGGUGACUCCAAACCUAAAAAUUACUUUUGUUGCUACUUCAUAACUGUAAUUUUGCUACUGUUGUGAAUCAUAAAGUAAACAUCUGUGUUUUCCAAUGGUCUUAGGUGACCCCUGAGAAAGUGUCACUUGACACCUAAAGAGGUAUGACUCACAGGUUGGGAACCCAAGCUUUUAAAAGUUGGAAGGAGAGACAUAAGAGACAGAAGAUAAUGGGAGCAUGAAUAUAAUCAAAGUACUACACCCAAAUAAGAUUUCCUGACAUGAUGAAGAUAUGCCUUGCUAAUGCUGCGUCCCUUUAAUCCAGUUCCUCAUGUUGUGGUGAUACCCAACCAUAACAUUAUUUUGUUGCUACUUCAUAGCUGUAAUUUUGCUACUGUUAUGAAUUAUAAUGUAAAUAUCUGAUAUUCAGGAAAUAUGAUACCUGACUACCAAAAGGGCCUCAAGCCACCGGCUGAGAACUGCUGAUAUAUGCUGACCUCAGCAUUCUGAGCCUGGUUCCUGUGUGAGACUUAGGACUGGGCAGCACGUGAGCAUUUAAGUGUACAGCCUCUGGUGAAGGGGUGGUUCCCUAAAGAGGCUGAAAUGUCGGUUCUGUAAGGGACGGACUGAGCGCUGUGAAUCAGAACAGUUAAAUAUGUGUCUCCUCAGCCCCAGGUGGGUGGGCCCAAGGCUGUUUGGAAACAUGCUUGAGAAACUGUGCUCUAGUUUUAUCAUUUGGUACAGAAACUGUUAGUUAAUCCAGGGGUCAUACGAGAUCUGAAGUAGGAUAUUUAAUGAAGAUCCGGACUGUCGUGUUACAAGAAAGUGCUCCUUGUUCAUCAAACGCCUCUCAAGUCAUGACCACCACCAAUGCUUGAAUAAAAACAGACCCAGA
Messenger RNA from Apodemus sylvaticus (European woodmouse), 3443 nucleotides. RefSeq names its product steroid 5 alpha-reductase 2 (gene Srd5a2). The record is from RefSeq and is a predicted model, not a curated record. Bases 1 to 765 code for a protein of 254 amino acids. Gene Ontology annotation, cellular component: membrane. Gene Ontology annotation, biological process: steroid biosynthetic process. NCBI's taxonomy places the organism in Eukaryota, Metazoa, Chordata, Mammalia, Rodentia, Muridae. Gene Ontology annotation, molecular function: 3-oxo-5-alpha-steroid 4-dehydrogenase activity. The transcript has 5 exons.